Messenger RNA from Dermacentor silvarum, 3673 nucleotides. Its product is annotated as centrosomal protein of 104 kDa-like. The transcript has 24 exons. Gene Ontology annotation, cellular component: cilium. The record is from RefSeq and is a predicted model, not a curated record. Lineage: Eukaryota; Metazoa; Arthropoda; Arachnida; Ixodida; Ixodidae. Bases 30 to 2783 code for a protein of 917 amino acids.
AGAGCUGUCGUUGUGGUCGCAUCGUAGCGAUGCCGCGCAAGAUCAACUUCAGCGUGGUCCAAGUUAGCGCCGAGGACGAAAACUUCCCCGCCUCUGAACUGAACCUGCACGGACCGACCGUCAAGGGAUGGCUCUCCAAAAAAUAUUCAACGUACCCACAAGAGAUUGUUAUACAGCUGGAGACGAAAUGCCGCAUUUGUCGCAUCCAGAUUCUUUCCCAUCAGUACUGCAUAGCCACCACAAUCGACAUCUACGUGGGCAACGUCCCCAAAGGUCUCGACGUGGCUCUCUACAACGCCCGGUGGACUCAUUUAGGCGAAGUCUCCCUGGCGGACAACUUGCACUCAGAAUACAAGUCACGGGAGCUGAAGUCCGUGCUGGUGGACGCCAUUGGAGACUUUGUCAAGUUUUUGAUCCACGCGAACCACGUGAACAAGUACAACGUCUACAACCAGGUCGGAAUUGUUGCGUUAAACGUCAUCGGGGACGACGUGCAAGGACUAGACGGUUCUGAAGAAGAUGAAAAAACCACGUGGCAAACCAUCAUCAAGAGGAACGAGGAGAUCUCGCCCAUGGACGACCUCGCCUUCGACAUGUACGUGGACACCGAGGUGGCGCAGAUACUGCGAAAGCUUGAGGCCAAGAAAAGGGACGCCAUUGCCGAAGAAAGGUUCGUGUUUGCGAAGAAACUGAAAAACGCAGUCGUGGAGCUUCAAAAGGUGGGCGAGAAGCUGGGCAAGAUGGUGAUCGAGAAGCAGAUGGCCGUCGAGAUGGAGGACUUUGACCGGGCGCGCCAGAAGAAGCAGCACAUCGAGGAGUACCGCCUGAACGCCUACGAGCACCUGCGGCUGCCCGAGCUCAUGGAGAUGGAAGGGUACAACCCCGAGCGGGACUCGGCACUUCCAGGGCCUGUGCCCCCUCCUGAGAAAGUGGGCAAAGGCCUGCAUGUGAGCAUGGACCCGCAGCUGGAAGGGUCAGGGCCGGGUCGCAACGUGGGGCCCACCGAACAGCGCGUGGUGUCUCAGCAGCAGCAACAGCAGCAACAACAACAGUCGGCGCCCCGACCGACUGCUACCAAGGCUCCCAAGAACUCGUACCUUGCACUCGAGAACCGGCUUGUGGCUGGAGCGCGCAAAGUGGAAAGCGAAGAAGACGGCAAAGAGUUGGUCUUGGGUCGGAUGUCACUGAGGGACCGUCAAGAGGCAGCUCUUCCUAUUGAAGUCUUUGGACUACGGCUGGUGCAGAAGCUGUACUCCAAGAACUUCAUUCAGCGAGAGGAGGCCUUCAAGGAGAUGCAGCGAUUCCUGGAGCGGUACAACUCGCGCCGCAGCCGCCACUCGGCCGAGGACGUGCUCAAAGCCGUGACUUUUCUGCUUCAGAGAGGGGCCCGGGACAAGGUGCUCUCGGUGUUUAUACAGGCCUUGAAUUUGAUGCAGACAUUGUUCACGCGGUUCACAAUUGUCCAGCGAAUAUCGAAAGGAGACGUGACCGUUGCUAUAAACAAGACUGUACCGCGGAUUCUCUACCGCACAGGUGACACCGCCCCCAGAGUGAAAUCUGUAGCCAUCGACUUUCUUCUUGAAAUGGGCGACUACGAGGAUGUUAAGGCUGUUCAAGCGAUGCUCCACAUCAUCCUCCGACCUUUUCCCGAGUCAACAAAUCCAAGGCUUGCCCAGGGUCGCUGCGAGCUUGUGGAGCAGCUUGUCGCCAGGUUUCCGCCCUUGAGCCAAAGUGAUCCACUGUUCGAGCAUAUGAUGGCGUUUGCCAUCCGAGCCCUGUCUCACCCGUCACUACAAGUGCGCGAGGUGGCCGAGCAGAUUCUCCUGUCACUCUACCGGCUGCUGGGUACGCCCGUGCGCCAGUGCCUCGUUCCCGAGUCCACAAAGACCUCUAGGAACUUCACAUACAAGAAGGUCUUCGAAGAGUUCGAGAAGAUUGACAAGGAGGCGGCAACGCAGGGCAGGAGCAGUGGAUCGUAUCCCCUACUACAAUGCACUUCAUUGCAUUGUGUUCAGCCCGGGAGCGCCCAGCGACCGCCACGGCGGCAGCGGUCAGCGUCGGCCGACAGCCCCAGUUCGGGCUCCGGCCGCCGGGACUUCGUGAAGGAAGUUGCCGCGCCGUCCAGCCGGUCACUCCAGGAGCUGCCCAAGGCGUCGCAGCAGGAUCAAUCGACACUCAACUUGGACAAGAUGUGCAUGUUCUGUGAAGAAACCAACGAGAAGUUCAACGCGGAGACUCUCAACUACCACUACUGGACGGAGUGUCCCAUGCUUAUGCUCUGCUACAAUUGCAAGCAGGUCGUGGAAAUCUCUGGACUCACGAGGCACCUCCUUGAAGAGUGUGUCUCUCGCAGUCAAUACAGGCUCUGCAUCCGCUGCAAGGAAGCGAUCGCCAAGACCCGCUUCGAAGGACACGUCAAGCUGAAAACAUGCGUCCUGGCCAAGCCUCCCCAUCAGGCCAAUCAUUGUCCACUCUGCCACCAGAACUUCGCACCAGGUGACGACGCCUGGAAAGUGCACCUUAUGAGCGAAGUGGGCUGUGCGUUCAACCCGAGGAGGAGGAACAAGUUCUUCCGGUGGCGUUCCGGUUCGGUUUGGGAGCCCGAGUACAGUGUGACAGUGCCGGACAGCAUGGCAGGGAAGCUGAAGAUCCUGGGUGCGCUGCCGCCCGAGUACCGCCAGUACACGUUGCACCACUCGCGUAGCAAGUCGGAGCCAGCGCCGUCCAAACGUAGCUCUGGCACACAGACCAACGACGAAGACGACGAGCCCAAGGCCCAGUGACGGAAGCCGCGGCGUUAAUUAUGCAGGACAGCUGCGCUUCCGGACGGCUCAUGGGACCAAUCCUUAUAUUUGUAGGAUAGAUAUCUCCAACGGGUGGACCAAUUGCGUUCUUUGCAGUAUUAGCAAGUGAAGCCGUGUGUUGGCUUCACUUGCUAUAAGUUAUAAGAAGCCUCGUAACGACGGAAAUCAGGUUAACGGUAGGAUAUCGGGCCUGGUGGAUGUCCCUUCGCGACGUUUACUCACUGUAGUUGGAAGGAAAAAAAAAAAACGAGAAGCGAAGGUGAUGGUGCAGGGCGUUCGUUCUUUUAUGGCGACAUUAAAACGCGUAGGCACCUUCAACACACCAUCUCUCGCGGCUCGUGCGCAAAGAACAUUUUCAGUCUCGCGGCUGGAUUAGCCAGGCCAGUACCAAAGAACAACGAAGAGCUGACAUAACCCGUUAUAUUCAUCGCCAUGCUAACGACCAAGCGUCCGCAGCAGUCGGUUUUUCUACUUGAUCAACAAACAUUGCCUUACCGACAGCAAUUUUCAUCUCGCACGUUUUCCCCCUUAUGCACCCCUCCUAUUUUGCUUCCAAAGCCAGUAGCAGCGAUUACCACACGAUGCUUCUUAACACAGAGAGUUGGCGCAACUUUGUUACGCCUGCUGCUGUGAACGCUGUACACCGCCUUUUGCAAUCGUUCACCUUGCCCGUUCGACUACUGCAGUAGAAAUCAACGUAGAUCUCAUAAGAUGAUCUAACUGCCUUGAAGAAUAUCGAAGGAAGCAUUUUUGCGACGGCGAGAAGCUAAGUAUAUAUUGUUCGGUCAUGUGGUAACGAGUCGUGGUCAUCUUAUCGCGCACAAUACUGUAAAUGAGCGUCUGAUAAAAGACGUUCCUGAUGUCCCACU